Messenger RNA from Aspergillus aculeatus ATCC 16872, 768 nucleotides. RefSeq names its product SDR family NAD(P)-dependent oxidoreductase. NCBI's taxonomy places the organism in Eukaryota, Fungi, Ascomycota, Eurotiomycetes, Eurotiales, Aspergillaceae. Bases 1 to 768 code for a protein of 255 amino acids. Gene Ontology annotation, molecular function: oxidoreductase activity, acting on the CH-OH group of donors, NAD or NADP as acceptor. The record is from RefSeq and is a predicted model, not a curated record. The transcript has 2 exons.
AUGGCCCUCCCCCUAUCCGACCAAGUCAUCAUCAUCACCGGCGCAGCCAGCGGCGUUGGCCGCGCUGCAGCCCAGAAACUCGCCGCCCUAGGCGCAACCCUCUGCCUCUGCGACAUCAACACCCCAAACCUCCAAGAGACCCUGCAGAGCCUUUCUCCUGGAUCCUCGUUUCAAUCUCUCUCAGCUCAACAACAUACCACCUACACACUUGACGUAUCCUCCCCUGCCGCGUGCACCGCCACCGCCGAAACCAUCCGCACCCACCACACCCACAUAACGGGCCUUCGCAACUGCGCGGGCAUCAACCCCACCGCCCUCCCCCUCCCGGCCACCUCGGACACUUACAUCGCAACCCUCAUGUCCACCAAUCUCCUCGGCACCAUCUACAUGUCUCGCGCGUGCCUGCCCUACAUCCCACGCGGCGGCACAAUCAUUAACAUUGCCAGCGAUCUGGGCCUGCGCGGCGCCGACGGGAUGUCGAUCUACUGCGCGGCCAAGUUCGGCGUGGUGGGUUUCACGAAGGCGCUGGCGUUGGAGGUCGGGAGCGCCGGGGUCAGGGUGAAUGCUGUUGCGCCGGGCCCGGUGGAUACGCCGACGAUGUGGGGCAACGUGGUCGGGGAUAGCGGGUAUAAUGACAAGGUUAAGCAGAAGAUUGGGCUCGGGAGGCUGGGCAAGCCUGAGGAGGUGGCGAGUGUGGUGGGGUUCUUGUUCGGGGAGGAGGCUGGGUUUGUGAAUGGUGGAGUUUGGGAGGUUAAUGGGGGCUUGUGA